UGUUGUUGAUAGUGGUCGGCUCGCGGAGUGCGCGGCGAAGGGACCGUUACUCUGAGGCGACGCAGUCUGGCGGCGGGAGGGCGCCUGAGGGGUCUGUCCUCGCGCCCGUACAACCCCCCCCCCUUGCGCAGUGCCCGCCGCGUGAGCCCGGCUCGCGUCGGGGUCCCUGUCCCGAGGCGGGGACGCCCCCUGCGCCAUCGCCCCUUGUCCCGGGCUGAGGCACCGAGCAGCGACCCCGCCCGGGCGAUGCGCUUGGCCGUGCUGGGCGCCGGCAGGUGAUUCCCCAGCGUCCGCUGCUCGUGCGAUCCGCCCGCCGCCGCCAUGGGGGACGGGGACGUCAACUCCAACCUGCUCAUCGCCCGCAGCACCGGGGACGCGCAGCUGGACAAGGCGGUCGGGCAAUGGCUCAGCUGGGACAAGCUUUCUGAAAUCUUGUUUGGAGGGCUUACUGAGAGUGCCUACAAGGUGAAAAAGAACCCUAAAACAAAAGAGCAGAUUGAAAACCUGGUACGGAAUGGGAUGAACAAAGAGCUGCGGGAUCGCCUCUGUUGCAGGCUGACCUUUGGGACUGCUGGACUUCGUUCUGCCAUGGGGGCAGGCUUUUGCUACAUUAAUGACCUUACAGUGAUCCAGUCAACACAGGGAAUGUACAAAUACCUUGAGAGGUGUUUUUCAGACUUCAGGCAGAGAGGCUUCGUUGUUGGAUAUGACACGCGAGGUCAGGUGACAAGCAGCUGCAGCAGUAAGAGACUUGCAAAGCUUACUGCAGCAGUCCUGCUUGCGAAAGGUGUACCUGUAUACUUGUUUUCAAAAUACGUACCUACGCCCUUUGUGCCCUAUGCCGUUCGGCAGCUCAAAGCUGCAGCUGGUGUGAUGAUCACAGCCUCCCAUAACCGUAAGGAGGACAAUGGAUACAAGGUUUAUUGGGAAAAUGGAGCUCAGAUCACAUCUCCCCAUGACAAAGAGAUCCUGAAAUGUAUAGAAGAAUGUGUUGAACCAUGGAAUGGUUCCUGGAAUGAGAAUCUAGUAGACACCAGUCCUCUUACACGAGAUCCUCUGGAGGAAAUUUCUAAAAUCUAUAUGGAAGACCUGAAAAAGAUCUGCUAUCACAGGGAACUGAACACAAAGACCAACUUGAAAUUCAUCCAUACAUCUUUCCAUGGCGUUGGACAUGACUAUGUCCAGUUGGCUUUUAAAGCAUUUGGCUUUAAGCCUCCCAUUCCAGUACCAGAACAAAAGGAUCCAGAUCCAGAUUUUUCUACCGUUAAAUGUCCAAAUCCUGAAGAAGGAGAAUCUGUGCUGGAGUUGUCUCUGAGGCUUGCAGAGAAAGAAAGCGCUAGGGUGGUGGUGGCCACUGAUCCCGAUGCAGACAGAUUGGCGGUGGCAGAACUACAAGAGAAUGGUCGUUGGAAAGUGUUCACCGGCAAUGAGCUGGCUGCUUUGUUUGGAUGGUGGAUGUUCAGGAGCUGGAAGGCGAACAGUUCCAAAGAAGCUGAUGUGAAGAACGUUUACAUGUUAGCAACCACAGUCUCCUCCAAAAUUCUGAAGGCGAUUGCACUUAAAGAAGGAUUUCACUUUGAAGAAACACUGCCUGGUUUUAAAUGGAUUGGAAGCAGAGUAAAAGAUCUCCUAGACAAUGGGAAAGAAGUUCUUUUUGCAUUUGAAGAGUCUAUUGGUUUCAUGUGUGGCACAUCAGUGUUGGAUAAGGAUGGCGUGAGUGCAGCUGUGGUUAUAGCUGAAAUGGCAUCUUAUCUGGAAACCAAGAACCUAACAUUGGCACAGCAACUAACUGAAAUAUAUGAAAUGUAUGGAUAUCACAUUUCAAAGACCUCCUAUUUCUUGUGCUAUGAACCUUCUACUAUCAAAAGAGUAUUCGAAAAGCUUCGGAAUUUUGAUUCCCCAAAAUCUUAUCCAAAGUCUUGUGGCGCUUAUGGUAUAUUACACGUACGGGAUGUUACCACUGGCUAUGAUAGCAGCCAGCUUAAUAAGAAAUCGGUGUUGCCUAUGAGUAAAAACAGUCAAAUGAUCACCUUCACCUUUCAAAAUGGGUGUGUUGCCACCCUCCGGACAAGUGGAACUGAGCCAAAGAUCAAGUACUAUGCAGAGAUGUGUGCUCGGCCUGAGCAGAGUGACAAAACCUUUCUGGAAGAACUACUACAGAAAGUCAUUGAAGCUUUGAUUGAGAAUUUUUUGGAGCCCAGUAAGAAUGGACUGAUCUGGCGUUCCAUGUAGAUCUCUUCCAACAGUUUGUUGUAGAAGUGACUCUCCUUGUGCUGUAUCAUGUGAAACAAAGGAACCAAGUUCAGAACUCCAUUUAGCAUUAGUUGUGUGUACGUGUGUGUGUCAGUUACCUAACUGGCUAAAUUCUUAAAACCAAUAAAGAGGCAGCAUCUUUUUGUCAGUUUUCCAGCAAAAAGCUAUGGCUGGCAAAUUGAUUUAGGGGAGUUAAUAUCUACAGUUUCAUGUUCUUUUGACCAAAAGACACGUGUAUAUUAUCAUAAUGAAGUCAACUCCUGUAGUUCAAAAUGUAGCACUCCAGAGGGUUAAGACUGCUAAACUCUGCUGUAGCGUAAGUCACCGAGUUUCAUGGUGAAUGAAUUAAUACCUAGCACCUUUUGAUUUGAAAAGACUUGAAUUCAAAAAGUUCUGUUAGUUAUAAGUGUAUUUGAAGGGAAUUAGCAAUCACAUAAGACUGACAAAAUGAGCCAGCUUCUUCAUUGCUGUGGAGUGUGUAGGUAUCAUUUACUGUUACAGGUCUUAAUUUACAAGUAUGUUAAAAUAGUUUCGUAUUUAAACUGUCUAGUUUAGACAGGUUGUUAUAGUAUAUGGUUUUCAGCCAUUUAAAUGUCCUAGUAUUAGAGAGGCUUUUGGUGCAUUGUAUUUUUUCCUGUGUAUCUUAAAAUACAGAUGUUUACUUAACGGUGAAACAAUAGUGGCAACUCCAUGCAAUUUGAUUCACAGCUUGGUUUUUGACUGAUCAAACGGCGCCUUUCCAGGAUGUCUUAAUCAGGGGAAAUAAUCUGUGUCUUGUUUAAAUUAGUGAUUCUAACCACCAGAUGCCCAUUGAGCAUAGUUUAAUCAGUUAGCUUUCUUUCAUUUUAUAAAACUCUCCCAAAAUAUUCUGGAUCUCAUUCUAUGUUAUCUAAAAGCAGGCUGUUCUAAAAUAUAGAUGCCUUGUGAAUGCAGUUUUGGGAGGACUAUGUGAAAAUCCAGUUAAUAUUUCUCUUACAUCGUGAAACUACAGUGUCCAUGUUUUCUGCUCACUUAUGAGAGAGGAAGCUAAUGGAAGUUAAACAUGAGAUCUGUGUAUUCACCCCUUUACUCUCACUUUUCUUCACUUACAGUUGCAUCUACAAAUUAGCUCCUGAUAUUGCCUGCCUGCAAAUAUUUGGUCCUUCCUCUAAACUCACUUUAAUUAUCUGUUUGUGUAAAUGUUUAGCUAUUCCUGAUUAUAUAAUUCCUAACUAGUCCCUUACUCUGCUUUGACUGGAACCUGGUUUUCUUAAUGUGGAAAGUCUUCGGAAGGUUUCUGUGAGCACCUGGUCUGGGAAAAGUGCAUUUUAAAAAGCAUACUGCUUCCCUGUUCGGCCUCCUCUGGAUGCUCAUGUCCCUGGGGUGCAGACUAAUGCUUGUCACUUUGUCUUUCUAAACUGGUGAUAGAAAUCUCUAAAAUAAAACUCUGAUGCUCUGGACAUCUAGCCACUAUGGUACUAAAAUAGACUAAGUGGAACAAUUGAACACAUAACUACAUAGUAUGGUGUCUAAUGCCCAAACAUGGUUAUAGGACUCUAGUAAUAUCUUUUUUGAUUGAUCAGCUCUAAAUCAGUGAUUAGCUGGGUUCAUAAAUCCCAAGAGGCACUUGUUUAAACCAUUGUUUGCCACUAUUGUUAAACCUUUGAAUUUGUCCUCUAUUAUACCCUUAUAACUAGGUUCUGUAGGACAGUGCAGAACGAUGCUGUACAUAUCUCAGCUAGGCAGAUAUAAAGGACAAUAUGUUUUCUGUUUCUGUGCAGAUAUUGGAUAUGUUAUGCUGACAGAGGCUUUGCACUAUGACCAUAAAUACAUAUUUUAGCUAUAUAUGAAUGUACAUGUACUGUAGGAAGUUGUUGCACAGAUUCUUAUUUUCAAGCAAUGUUUGUUUAUUUUUUUAUUUUAAGUGAUAUUUCCAAGUUGUCCACACAAUUGAGUGAAAUUUCUCUUAUGCCAAAAAGCGUUCUUUCCCUUGAUUAUUGUAUAUUUGUGAGUGCGAUAGUUGGGGGGAGGAAGAAAUGGGUGAAAGCAAUGAAGCUUUACUGCUUUCACAAUAUUGCACAGAAUUGGAAGGUAUCCAAAGAUAUGUGGGGCAAGUCUUUUUAAGUUGCUGCUUGGACUUUGCAUUUUUUUUUUUUUCUGAUGGAAAUUAAACUUCAGACCUGAUUCUGGUCUCACUAAAGUGAGUGGACGCAUUGCCAUUAAUUACAUUGGCAGCAGGAUCAAGUCCUUGGAGUUUUGAAUCUUUUUUUUUUUUUUUUUU
Molecule: messenger RNA, 4513 nt
Organism: Gopherus flavomarginatus (Mexican gopher tortoise)
Lineage: Eukaryota; Metazoa; Chordata; Testudines; Testudinidae
Gene: PGM2L1
Product: phosphoglucomutase 2 like 1
Exons: 15
Coding region: 322-2232 (636 amino acids)
Biological process (GO): carbohydrate metabolic process
Molecular function (GO): intramolecular phosphotransferase activity; glucose-1,6-bisphosphate synthase activity
Source: RefSeq, a predicted model, not a curated record